This is a messenger RNA of Capsicum annuum, 1044 nucleotides long. RefSeq lists its product as uncharacterized. NCBI's taxonomy places the organism in Eukaryota, Viridiplantae, Streptophyta, Magnoliopsida, Solanales, Solanaceae. The coding region runs from base 1 to 1044 and encodes 347 amino acids. Gene Ontology annotation, molecular function: zinc ion binding; nucleic acid binding. The record is from RefSeq and is a predicted model, not a curated record. The transcript has 2 exons.
AUGAACGGAGAAACAAAUUUUUCUUCAAUGACACCACCAACUUUUGAUGGAGAAAGUUAUCAAAUUUGGGCAGUAAGAAUGCGGAUAUAUCUGCAAGCUUUGGAUCUAUGGGAAGUUGUUGAAGAUGAAUACGAGAUAGCUCCCUUGCCUGAGAAUCCCAUGGUGGCACAGAUUAAAACUCACAAGGAGAGGAAAACCAGGAAAUCAAAGGCACUGGCAUGCGUAUUUACUACAGUUUCAUCUAAUAUCUUCACUCGUAUCAUGUCUCUGAAAUCAGCGAAAGAGGUAUGGAAUUAUCUCAACACUGAGUAUGAAGGAGAUGAAAGGAUUCGAGAGCUCUUAAGUGUUUUUAAAGCGCAAGAGCAACAGCGUGUUAUGAGACAAGGAGGAGCUAUUGAAGGUGCCUUACCAUCCAAGCAUCAUGAUGAUGGAUGUUCUAAGAAGAAGAAGAAAAAUAAGAAUAACCAACCAACCAAUGAAGAAGGUGCAGCUCACAACAACAAAAACAAAACAAGUGAUUUCAAAGGAAAAUACUCUCCUUGUAAGCAUUGCGGCAAGCUCGGACAUGCACCUUUCAAGUGUUGGAAGAGGCCUGAUGCUAAGUGCACUAAGUACAAUCAUCUUGGUCAUGAAGCGAUCAUUUGUAAAAACAAAACUCACUAUCAAGAUGCAGAGGCUCGAGUUGUUAAUGAACAGGAAAAAGAUCAACUUUUUGACGCAUCGUGUUUUACAAACAACAUCUCAAGCGAGUCCUGGCUAAUUGAUAGUGGUUGUACAAAUCAUAUGACUCAUGAUGAGGAGAUUUUCAAAUAUAUAGACAAGUCUGCAAUCUCUAAAGUCAGAAUCGGUAAGGGUGAUUAUCUUUCUGCCAAAGGAAAAGGAAUAGUAGCUAUUGAAAGCCGCUCAGGUACAAAGUUAAUUUCAGAUGUACUUUUUGUUCCAGAACUUGAUCAAAAUUUAUUGACCGUAGGACAACUUUUGGAGAAUGGUUUUAAGCUUAAUUUUGGGGACAAGAAAUGUGUGAUAUUUGAUCCAAAAGGUUAA